AUGAAUCCUGGUCCACCUAAUUAUCCGAUGGCAUCUCUGUAUGUCGGAGAUUUGCACUCCGAUAUUACUGAGGCCAUGUUGUUUGAAAAAUUUUCAACUGCUGGUCCAGUUCUUUCUAUACGCGUCUGCCGCGAUAUGAUAACUCGUAGAUCCCUAGGCUAUGCUUAUGUAAAUUUCCAGCAGCCCGCCGAUGCGGAACGGGCUCUGGACACUAUGAAUUUUGAUAUGAUUAAGGGAAGACCUAUUAGAAUCAUGUGGUCCCAAAGAGAUCCUUCCCUACGCAAGUCUGGCGUGGGAAAUGUUUUUAUUAAAAAUCUUGACAAGACUAUUGACAACAAGGCUAUGUAUGACACUUUUUCUGCAUUUGGGAAUAUUUUAAGUUGCAAAGUAGCUCAAGAUGAAACUGGAGCCUCUAAGGGUUAUGGGUUUGUCCAUUUUGAAACUGAGGAAGCAGCUAACAAGUCCAUUGAAAAAGUUAACGGAAUGCUUUUAAAUGGAAAGAAAGUUUAUGUAGGCAGAUUCAUUCCCCGCAAGGAACGAGAAAAGGAACUUGGUGAAAAGGCAAAACUAUUCACCAAUGUCUAUGUAAAGAACUUUGGAGAAGAUUUUAGUGAUGAAAUGCUUAAGGAUAUGUUCGAAAAGUAUGGCCGCAUUACAAGCCAUAAAGUAAUGUAUAAAGAAGAUGGAGCCUCUAGAGGUUUCGGAUUUGUUGCAUUUGAAGAUCCAGAUGCAGCUGAAAGAGCUUGUAUGGAAUUAAAUGGCAAAGAACUUGUUGAAGGAAAACCUCUGUAUGUAGGACGGGCUCAAAAGAAGGCAGAACGUCAAAAAGAGUUAAAACGUAAAUUUGAGCAACUGAAAUCUGAGCGAUUGACCCGUUAUCAAGGUGUUAAUUUGUAUGUAAAGAAUUUGGAUGAUACUAUUGAUGAUGAACGACUUCGAAAGGAAUUUGCACCAUUUGGAACAAUUACUUCAGCCAAGGUUAUGUUAGAAGAUGGACGUAGUAAGGGUUUUGGAUUUGUUUGCUUCUCGUCACCUGAAGAGGCUACAAAAGCUGUCACUGAAAUGAAUGGGCGUAUUGUUGGAACUAAACCACUCUAUGUAGCAUUAGCCCAGAGAAAGGAGGACCGCAAAGCCCAUUUGACAUCUCAAUACAUGCAAAGAAUGGCUAGUAUGCGCAUGCAACAGAUGGGUCAAAUAUUCCAACCAGGUGGUGCUGGAGGUUACUUUGUGCCCACUAUUCCACCAACGCAGAGAUUCUAUGGCCCAGCACAGAUGACCCAAAUAAGACCUUCCCCUCGUUGGACUGCACAGCCACCAGUCAGACCAAGCUCUCAAAAUGCGGCAUCAGGUUAUCCUAACAUGCAAGCACCUUUCCGACCAGCUCCUAGAGCACCUACUCAAGCAGCUCUGCGUACAUCCCUUGGAGCUCGUCCCAUUACAGGUCAACAGGGUGUAGCCACUGCAGCUUCUAUUCGUGCUCCACUUGUAACUCAGAGUGGACGCCCAGCAGGAUACAAGUAUACAGCAAACAUGCGUAACCCACCAGCUCCACAACCUGCUGUGCAUAUUCAAGGUCAAGAACCAUUAACAGCUACUAUGUUAGCUGCUGCACCUCUUCAAGAGCAAAAGCAAAUGCUAGGUGAACGUUUGUUCCCACUGAUUCAACGAAUGCACCCAGAUUUGGCUGGCAAAAUUACUGGCAUGCUGCUAGAGAUAGAUAAUUCAGAACUUCUUCAUAUGUUAGAACAUGGGGAGUCUCUCAAAGCUAAAGUUGAUGAAGCUGUGGCUGUACUGCAAGCCCACCAGGCUAAGCAGCAAGCUACUAAAAAAGAGUAA
Molecule: messenger RNA, 1836 nt
Organism: Arctia plantaginis
Lineage: Eukaryota; Metazoa; Arthropoda; Insecta; Lepidoptera; Erebidae
Source: the annotation of a GenBank genome assembly